CCGGUCUUUCCCGACCGCCGCACCCAGUCCCUAGGUGCUGAACCGGCUGGACGGUCCUGCCGGGUGACUUGUAGCUGCCUGACUCGUACGUCCAAGUUCCCCUGCUGUAACCUCGGGGUAAAUGCACGCACCCCGCCCUCUUCUGCCAGUGGUCCCCGUACGGGCCGUUACUGUAAAGCGAGUGUUCCGUGCGGCAGGGCGGCACCUGAGCUGCAGCGGAGCGGCGCCAUCCUGUGGGGGAGCCAUGAAGCACUACGAGGUGGAGAUUCUGGAUGCGAAGACAAGGGAGAAGCUGUGCUUCCUGGACAAGGUGGAGCCUCAGGCCACCAUUGCUGAAAUCAAGACCCUCUUCACCAAGACACCAGACCCGCAGUGGUACCCUGCCCGACAGUCCCUCCGCCUGGACCCCAAGGGAAAGUCGCUGAAAGAUGAAGAUGUCUUGCAGAAGCUUCCUGUGGGCACCACAGCCACACUCUUCUUCCGGGACCUGGGAGCCCAGAUCAGCUGGGUGACGGUCUUCCUGACUGAGUAUGCUGGGCCCCUUUUCAUCUACUUGCUCUUCUACUUCCGGGUACCCUUCAUUUAUGGCCACAAAUAUGACUUCACAUCCAGUCGGCACACAGUGGUGCACCUCGCCUGCAUCUGCCACUCCUUCCACUACAUCAAGCGUCUGCUGGAGACACUCUUCGUGCACCGCUUCUCUCACGGAACCAUGCCUUUGAGAAACAUCUUCAAAAACUGCACCUACUAUUGGGGCUUUGCUGCAUGGAUGGCCUAUUACAUCAACCACCCUCUCUACACACCCCCUACCUACGGAGCCCAGCAGGUUAAAUUGGCGCUGACCAUCUUUGUGAUCUGCCAGCUUGGCAACUUCUCCAUCCACAUGGCUCUUCGGGACCUUCGGCCAGCUGGGUCCAAAACCAGGAAGAUCCCAUACCCCACCAAGAACCCCUUCACCUGGCUAUUUCUGCUGGUGUCCUGUCCCAACUACACUUAUGAGGUAGGGUCCUGGAUUGGCUUUGCCAUCAUGACGCAGUGUGUUCCAGUGGCCCUCUUCUCCUUGGUGGGCUUCACCCAGAUGACCAUCUGGGCCAAAGGCAAGCAUCGCAGCUACCUGAAGGAGUUCCGUGACUACCCACCCCUGCGCAUGCCCAUUAUCCCUUUCCUGCUCUGAGCAGUUCCUCGUGGGCCCACCAAGUAGCACUGUCUACCUACUCCCCCUGACCUGGGGUGACCAUGGCUCUCCAGCAGCAACAAUAAACCUGCUUUUCCAGCUGGA
Messenger RNA from Peromyscus eremicus (cactus mouse), 1279 nucleotides. It is a transcript of the gene Tecr, whose product is annotated as trans-2,3-enoyl-CoA reductase. Lineage: Eukaryota; Metazoa; Chordata; Mammalia; Rodentia; Cricetidae. The coding region runs from base 122 to 1174 and encodes 350 amino acids. Gene Ontology annotation, biological process: very long-chain fatty acid biosynthetic process. The record is from RefSeq and is a predicted model, not a curated record. Gene Ontology annotation, molecular function: oxidoreductase activity, acting on the CH-CH group of donors. The transcript has 14 exons.